Phymastichus coffea is the source of this 439-nucleotide messenger RNA. RefSeq names its product small ribosomal subunit protein eS21 (gene RpS21). The coding region runs from base 93 to 344 and encodes 83 amino acids. NCBI's taxonomy places the organism in Eukaryota, Metazoa, Arthropoda, Insecta, Hymenoptera, Eulophidae. The transcript is spliced from 4 exons. Gene Ontology annotation, cellular component: ribosome; cytosolic small ribosomal subunit. Gene Ontology annotation, molecular function: structural constituent of ribosome. The record is from RefSeq and is a predicted model, not a curated record. Gene Ontology annotation, biological process: endonucleolytic cleavage in ITS1 to separate SSU-rRNA from 5.8S rRNA and LSU-rRNA from tricistronic rRNA transcript (SSU-rRNA, 5.8S rRNA, LSU-rRNA); translation; endonucleolytic cleavage to generate mature 3'-end of SSU-rRNA from (SSU-rRNA, 5.8S rRNA, LSU-rRNA).
UUUUGGUUUUGAUUUUCAUUCCUACUCUUUCUUGCGACUUGACUCUUCUUUUUCUUCUUGUCUUGCAUCGUAAUACGAAUAUAGCUUGCACUAUGGAAAACGACGCUGGAGAAUUCGUUGACUUGUACUGCCCCAGGAAAUGCUCAGCAAGCAAUCGCAUCAUUCAUGCUAAAGAUCAUGCUUCUAUCCAGAUUGCAUUGGCUGAUGUUGAUCCAGUAACAGGACGUAUGACCGACACAAACAAAAUGUAUGCUAUCUGUGGAGCUAUCCGUCGCAUGGGUGAAUCAGAUGACUGCAUAGUUCGCCUUGCAAAAAAAGAUGGAAUCUUAGCAAAAAAUUACUAAUUUAUGACAUGAAAAAUAAAAAAAUUGUCUAAAAAAUUUUGUUUUUCUAUUCUGAGUAAUUAAAAAUCAUCAAACACAUAUAAUGUUGCAAUGUU